AUGGCGGUAAGACAUAGCGGAGAUAAUUUGCCUUCGAUAGGGAAUUUAGGAGAUUGUUCCGUAUGUUGCAGUUCAUUAAAUAAUGCAUCGGAUAUAGUUAGAACAGUUUGCCAACAUUAUUUUCAUAAGACUUGUUUAACUGAAUGGAUAACAACUUCACCGACUUGUCCACAAUGUCGACAGUCAUGUAGGGAAGAUAGUUUAAUUAAUGUAAGAAGUGAAUUAGAUAUAGAUUUGAGUCAACAACAAAACUCUAGAGGUGCAGUUCCCAGCUAUACCAAGACCACAGAACCGGAAUGGCCAAGGGAAGAAUUUCCUGCUUUACGCAGUGAACCUAGGGUACAAAAUUCAGAAAGUUUGCCUGCGAAUGAUCGUCGUUCUGAGACAAUACCUACCAGUGUUCAUCGUACACAAAGUUUUCAUCCUAGUUAUCCAGCUCCUAACAACUUUCAACGUAUUUCCACAACUUCUUCUAUAGUUCAUAAUAGUGGACGAUAG
Molecule: messenger RNA, 498 nt
Organism: Lucilia sericata (common green bottle fly)
Lineage: Eukaryota; Metazoa; Arthropoda; Insecta; Diptera; Calliphoridae
Product: RING-H2 finger protein ATL30-like
Exons: 2
Coding region: 1-498 (165 amino acids)
Biological process (GO): protein ubiquitination
Molecular function (GO): ubiquitin protein ligase activity
Source: RefSeq, a predicted model, not a curated record